AUGGCUUUUCCCCAAUGUUUUCCAUCCGAUGGCAACGACUCCAGCUUCAAGGUCAACGAAAAAGACGAGUGCGUCCCAAUAUCAAGGUUCAAGCCUAUUGAAAAUCUCGAUUUAUUUUACGAAUCAAACAAAAAUUUUCUGCAAACUGCUUACCGAGAUAUAAAUGAAAAAAAGCUACCACGGCCCUCUAUUUUGGAAGAUUAUCAUGACAACUGUGCGUUUGUUGGCCUAAAUUUUGAUGAUUUCAAAGUGACCCUAAACCCCAAUAUUUUGCCGAUUUUGGAAUCUGAACAAAAGGCCCUUUACGGCAAAAGAUGCGCAGCCAUUCAGAAGUACAGAAGCACGCUCCAUUCUUGGAAAAAAGAUAUAAAAUCCAAAAGUACCAAUAACAAUCCGGGGAUAUUGAUCAAGAAAAACUCGAUUCAACCCUCUUCAAGCAAAGCCACCAGGCCAGUUCUUCUACGCUCACGGACAUCCUCAAAUCAGUCUCGAGAUUCAAGCGUGGAUGUAAACUAUUCUAGCGAUUCCGUUCGAUCGGAAGAGGAGCUGAACAGGGUUUUGUUGUCUCUGU
This is a messenger RNA of Mitosporidium daphniae, 571 nucleotides long. RefSeq lists its product as uncharacterized. The transcript has a single exon. The annotation marks the transcript as partial. The record is from RefSeq and is a predicted model, not a curated record. NCBI's taxonomy places the organism in Eukaryota, Fungi, Microsporidia.